AUAUGUAUUGACACACUUCUUAUUCUUAGCUACUUUGAUCGGUCUCCCCUUCUUUCCACUACAAGUUGAUCAAUUUCUGAUGGCUGAAGCACUCAUUUCUGUUCUUCUAGAACAGUUGGCUUCAAUCACCAUUCAACAGGUACAACAACAGGUGAAAUUGGUAGUUGAUGUUAAGAAAGAAGUUGCAAAUCUCACCCACUAUUUCCGAGCUAUAGAAGCCGUGCUCAAAGAUGCAGAGGAGAGGCAAGUGAAGGAGGCUUCUGUUAAACUAUGGCUGGAUGAUUUAAAGGACGUGUCCAACGAGAUGGAGGACGUGUUGGAUGAUUGGAACACUGAAAUUCUGAGGCUACAAAUUGAGACACAAGAGAAAGAAGAUGGAAAUGCUCUUGAUACGACUAAGAAGAAGGUAUGUCUAUGCAUUCCUACUGCUUUCUUUUGUUCUGGCCAAGUUAGUCGAGUUAUUUUUCGUCGGGACAUUGCCCAAAAGAUUAAAGAUCUCAAUGAAAGGUUAGCAACAAUUGCUGAUAUUAGGCAAAAGUUUAACUUGCAGUACACAAAAAGUAGUACUGAACAUAUUGAGCGACAAAAGACUACUUCUUUUGUCGAUCAAACAUUUGGUCGGGUAGAUGAAAAAGAAUUAUUGGUGGGUAAGUUGUUGAGUAAGAGUAAUCCUGAAGGGCAGAGCCCCAUUGUCAUCCCUAUUGUAGGGAUGGGUGGAAUCGGUAAAACAACCCUUUCUCAACUGGCAUAUAAUGAUAAAAGAGUCCAGGAAAAUUUCAAAGAUAGAAUAUGGGUUUGUGUCUCAGACCCAUUUGAUGAGCUCAACAUAGCCAAAACCAUCCUUGCACGCCUCGGUGGAAAUGUCAAUUCCAUUUCGAGUGACCUAGACGCUUUCUUCGAAUGUCUGCAGAAGUCUAUUGAGGGGAAAAAGUUUCUCCUCGUCUUAGAUGAUGUGUGGAACCAAGACUGUAUGAAGUGGGCAAACUUGAAGCUACAUUUGCAGAAAGGUGCUGUAGGUAGUAAAAUAAUUGUCACUACACGAAAAGAAGAAGUAGCUAGGAUGAUGGGAGCACCAGAUAACACUAUCAAUUUGAAGGUGUUGAGUGAUGAAAAUUGUUGGUCAUUGUUCGCUGGAAUUGCCUUUGCCAAUAGUAACCAAGAUGAGUGUCGAAAUUUAGAACCUAUUGGUAGGGAAAUUGUAAAGAAGUGCAAAGGGUUGCCUCUUGUUGCCAAGACUUUAGGUGGUCUCAUGUGCUGUAAGAAAGAAAAGAAAGAAUGGCAAGAUGUUUUGAGUAGUGAGAUAUGGGAGUUACACACGAUGGAGCAACACGUUUUCCAACCGCUAUUACUAAGUUAUUAUGAUUUAACUCCAAUGAUCAAGCAGUGUCUAUUAUAUUGUGUUACUUUCCCAAAAGACCAUGUAAUUAAUAGAAAAGUUUUGAUUGAGUUGUGGAUGUCACAAGGUUUUCUUGUUUCAAUUGGGAACAAAAAAAAGACAAUAAUAGACAUUGGAGAGUCAUAUUUUGAUGACUUGAUAAGGCGAUCUUUCUUCCAGAAUUUCAAGAAAGAUGAAUUUGGAGAUAUUGAAAAGUGUCAAAUGCAUGAUAUUGUGCACGACUUUCUCCAAUAUUUAACCAGGAAUGAAUGUUUAAUCGUUGAGUUCAAAGGUGGUGAGAAGAGAAUAGAAUUACCGGCAGAUAAUAAGCUUAGUCAUUUGACCAUAAUGUUUGCACCCUAUUCACCUUUUCCCUUUUCUUUUGACCACUGCCAACGUCUGCGGACCAUUACAACAUUUAAUUGUAAAAUUACAAGUCUCAGCGGAGAGUUGAUUUUACAAUUAAAAUGCGUGAGGACGUUGAAUUUGAGUGGCAACAAUAUCGAAGAAGUUCCGGACGAGGUUGGCGUGUUGGUGCACUUGAGGUAUUUGGAUUUAUCCUCUAAUCGGAGGCUGAAGAAAUUACCUGAUAGUUUGUGUAAUUUAGUCAAUUUGCAAACCUUGCGAGUUGAUGGGUGCGAUGGCCUUAAAAAGUUACCCGAGGCCAUGGGAAAGUUGACCAGCUUGCAGCAUCUUCAUGCUCAGGGUAUUCGGCAUCUGAAGUUGCCCAAAUCAAUUGCGAGGUUGAAAAGUCUACGGACGCUAGAUCUGUGGGUUGUAAUUGAAGGUGAAGGUAGUGGAGAUGUAGAAGGAUUCAGGUUAAGUGAAUUGAGAGACAUGGACGAGCUUCAGGGGAAGCUUUUCAUCAGAUUUAUGGGCAAAUUGAAAGAUAGUGCUGCGAGUGAUGCGGAGAAAGCCAAAUUGGUGAACAAGAAACACCUUCUUCAUUUGGUACUAGCGUUCAACUUUGAUGAGAGCAAGGGCAACCAGAGUACCAUCCAAGAAGUAGUAUUGAAUGCCUUACAGCCAAAUUCAAAUCUUGAAUCCUUACAGAUCAGAGGUUACUAUGGCAGCACCCUGUACUACCCCAAUUGGACCUCCUCUUUAAUUAACUUGAAAAGCCUCACCUUCUCUCGGUGCCAUGUUUUUUACUAUGUGCCUCUUUCGGUUUUGGGCUACUUGGGGUCCCUUGAGAGACUCAGAUUUGAACGCAUGUUUGAAGUGAAAAAGGUUGGAUUUGAGUACUCACUUGAUCAUCAAGUUAUAUUGUUCCCAAAUCUGAAACAACUCGAGUUCGAUUACUUUCCGGAGUGGGAAGAAUGGGAUCAUGAUGAGAAUGAUGCUACUUCAUCGUCACCAACUUGUUUCAUGCCACGCCUUUCUACUUUAUCCAUCGAGUACUGCUUUAAGCUGAAGACACUGCCAUACUUCCUUCCAAGGAAGACGCCGCUGCUUCAGAAUUUGAUCAUCAGCCGGUGUUUCAUUCUCUCCCAAAGUUGCAAAGACAGGCAAGGCCCGGAGUGGUCCAAGAUUUCUCACAUCCCAAACAUCACAAUUGAAGCCAAAAUUGUACAAAACGAUGGAGUUUGAAUCGAACAAGAGGAUUGAUCAAUAACGUCAUCCAUCCAAUUCCUUGCAGCUGAAGAUCUUCGCUGCAUUGAAACAGUGGAACGACAUAAAUAACCCAAUAGUCUCAUUUGAUUUCAUGUUCAAGAUUUUUAAUGUCAUGCUGAUCUCUGCACAUUGAAGAAUUUGUGCAACUCCUGAAGAGUUCUUAUGAAAGACACUGGUGAAGAGUUUGUUCAUCUUGGGAGGAACAUACCUUCAGUUUGAUGUUGCAAGAACAGAGGCAUGGAAUCACGGAAUGGCCUCUCACAUUUUAAACAUACAGUGUUCUCUAACUAACUGAAUAGGAAAUAUUUGUACAUUGUACAAACUACUGUACUUGUUUACUAUAUACUAAGCGUCCUAUACUGUUGCGGACUGUUCCCCACGACAGUGUAAUGACAGUUUCGCCUUUGGUUUUUCCCUUCAAUUGUGGUCCUGCCAUUCCUAUGCAGUUUUUGCUGACUUUUCUCCAUUCUCUCCCGCCAGACUAGGGGUGGGCAAAAAUGACCGAAAGACCGGAAGGGACCGAUCCGGACCGGCCGGUUCGGGCCGGGUUUUAGAAGAAAAAUAAGUGUUUGUUAUGGCCGAAAACACUUGGUGCUAAGAAAACUGGCCCAAGGGGCUAAGAAAACACUUGGUCAUAACAAACACUUGGGCGAAAACACUUGGUGCUAAGAAAACACUUGCUCCCCAUGUAUUUGUUACCAGUACCGUCAAAAAGCCCCUUGGUGCUAAGAAAACUGGGAAAACUGGGGGACUUGGUGCUCGCAAACUCACUACAAAGCCAAAUGAAAGUCUGUAUGAUCAGAAGCCUGAAGAACUAGUUAUCCCAGUAGUUUCCUCAACCAAAAGCACUCCACCAGCUGUCACACCCCUUUCUGCACCCAAGUCAUCGAGUUUCUUUGCGGAUUUCGGAAUGGAUAGCAGUUAUCCCAAGAGAACUAGUUCAAACUCCUCAAAGGUGCAAUGCUCAAUGCUCUUUAGUAUCAGUUGCUAUGGUAGAUUCUAGCUCUUUAGUACCACCAAAACAAGGGCUGCUGCCACCAAGAAAAGCUAAAGGGAAAAAAAUUUGAAGAUGGAGGAAUGGAGGAGCACCUGCAUGGCAGCAAUAGCAUGGAGCAGCUGCAUGUCUUUUUAAACUGCUCUUGUUGUCUUGUUGAACAUUGUUUCGGUUUUUAAUUUGUUAUGUUGUUAAGACAAUAUGUGUUGGUGAACUUGCUGUGUAAUUGUGUUGGUUGCUUGCUUUGAAUGGUUAUUUGCAAGAUGGAUUUAUUUGCAA
Molecule: messenger RNA, 4262 nt
Organism: Rosa chinensis
Lineage: Eukaryota; Viridiplantae; Streptophyta; Magnoliopsida; Rosales; Rosaceae
Product: putative disease resistance protein RGA1
Exons: 7
Coding region: 80-2965 (961 amino acids)
Biological process (GO): defense response to other organism
Molecular function (GO): ADP binding; protein binding
Source: RefSeq, a predicted model, not a curated record